AUGGGAAAUUAAACAACACGUGAAAUUAGAGAAAAAAUUGAGUAAUUUAAAGAAGAUUCAGAAAAAAAAGAAAUUGAUUGGAUUAUCCACAACUAAAAUGAAGUUUAUGAAUAAAUGUUGAUUUUAUCAAGAUACUUUUCAUUGCAAAAACUGCAAUUAAAUUUCAUUGAUCCUAACAUUGAAGAUAUUACUCCAUUAAAAGAUGCUAUCUAAGGUAGUGAAAUAUUUGAAAUACUUAAAAUCUAAGCAUAGUAUACAUUUAUUUAUAAUUUUUCUUAGGAAUACAAAAAUUUAUGAUGCCAAUAUAAUUGCAUCUCAUAUAACAACAUUAACAAGAUUUCAUUUAGAUUUAUCAAACACUCAAAUUUCAGAUAUUUCAAAUGUUAUACAAAUUUUAAAUUAAAAUAUUAAUUUAGAAUCAAUCUAUCUGAACUUUAAUAACACUCAUUUAACAUCAAUCAAAUUAUUUGAUGUUCAUUUAUUUACUUAACUCAAAUCCUUAACAUUCUUUGCAGGGUAAUAUUAUUAUUAUAUUGAUUUAGACAAACAUAAUUACAAAGUAUUGAACAAUUCAUGCUCAAUUUAUCUAAAUUAUAGAAUCUAGAAGAAUUACAUUUAGAUAUCUCAGGAACUCAAAUAUCUGAUUUAGCUCCAAUUGGAUCUGCAAUAAGAAAAUUAAAUAAACUUCUUCAAUUAACCAUCAAAUUAGAUAAUUUAAACUUAGAAAAUAUCUUUGAGUUGAUGUAAGGUAUCAGUUAUUGUAUUAACCUUUGUUAAUUUACUAUAACUUUAAAUAAUACAAAUCUAACUAAUAUAGAUUAGCUUGGUGAUUUGUUAAAAUAACUUUAAAAUUUAGAAUAUCUAAAUGUACAAUUUAGAAACACAAAAGUUACUCAAGCUGAUAAUUUAUUCUAAAAAAUUGGUUAUUUAACAGGCUUGAAAUCCUUGUCUCUAAAUUUUAAAGAUACAUCUAUCAACAGUCUUUCAUUACAUAGGACUUUAGACACUUUAUAGAAAAUUUAACAUCUAAGAAUCUCUGCUAAUAAAACAUUUGAUUAAAGUGUCCUUGAAACAAUUCCAUAAUAAGAAUAAAUGAAAAGCUUAAUUUUAGAUUUGAAUGAUACUAAUAUUACUUCUCUUAAUAAAUUAAUGGAUCAAUUAGGAGAUUUAAAGAUUAUGAGAUUUUUAUAAAUUCUUAUUUCUAAUACAUAAGUAGAAGAAUUGAAUUGUAGCAACUUAAGCAAAUUAUAAAAUUUAAGAACUUUAUAAAUUGAUAUAUCGUAUUUUUAUACAUUAUAAAUUAUAGUAAAACACCUAUGUAGAGAAUUAUUGGUUUGGAGGAAGAGUUGGGAAAGAUUAUAUUCUUGAAUCAAUUUAUAUUUGAAGCAACAGAUACAAAAUACCACAAUAAUGAAUAUUAGGAAAAGAUUAAAUAAGAAUUGAAAAAAUUAAAAUAUUUGAAAGAGUUUCAUUUAUGA
Paramecium sonneborni is the source of this 1478-nucleotide messenger RNA. Lineage: Eukaryota; Ciliophora; Oligohymenophorea; Peniculida; Parameciidae. The record is from the annotation of a GenBank genome assembly.